This is a messenger RNA of Mesorhabditis spiculigera, 1209 nucleotides long. Lineage: Eukaryota; Metazoa; Nematoda; Chromadorea; Rhabditida; Rhabditidae. The record is from the annotation of a GenBank genome assembly.
AUGCGUAAUAUCGCCGCAUUUUGGCUGUUUGGGAUGUGCAAUAAUUAUGCAUAUAUUUUAAUGCUUUCCGCGGCCAAAGAUAUUAAUGCCAAGGGAACCCUGUUGACGGGGAUUCAGGAAAUGCCAGUUCUCGAACGCGGCACGCAACACUGCACCUCGCAUCGCUCGACCGGCCUCAUUUUAAUGGCCGAUAUCAUUCCGAGUUUUAUCAUGCAAGCCACCGCACCAUUUUACGCGUAUAAAUUAAGCUACGGAUGGCGCCAUCUCCUCGUAGUCCUCAGCCAGGCUGGCGGUCUCCUAAUCGUCGCCUAUUCGCAGAGCUAUUCGGUUGCGAUUUGUGGCGUAAUUCUGGCCUCGCUGAGCACGGGUCUCGGGGAAUCUACCCUAGUCUCAUUCUCCUCGCGUUUUCCUCAUUCUACAGUAGUCGCAUGGGCUUCAGGGACUGGUGGAGCAGGAAUUAUUGGCUCCUUCAUCUACGCCGCCCUAACAGAACCAAAACUUGUUGGACUCUCGCCGAAAAAUGCACUUCUGGUUAUGAUGAUGGUACCUCUAACCUACGCAUUGACUUUCUGGGUGCUCCUCGAUCAUCCCUUGAAUAUUGUCUCGUUGUUCCGAGGAAUCCAGGAUAAAGAAGUUUACGUAGAAAAUGAAGAACAGGUCUACUUCGAUGCAACGAUCUACUUCUAUGCGCGAGAAAAUGGCCAUAAUUCAGAGCCUUCUAAAACUGAUGAUUUGCCUGGGAGUUGUCUAUAUUUUGCAGAGUAUACCAUUAACCAAGGAUUAUUCCAAUUGAUCAUCUUUGACUGCGCCCAUGCAUUUGGAUUGACGAAAGCCAGCCAAUAUCGAUGGUUUCAGGUGCUCUACCGCGCCGGGGUGUUCAUCUCCCGUUCCUCAAUGGCUAUUGUCAGAUUGCCGUCAUUCAUUCUAUACGUACUUCCGGUCCUUCAGUGCGUAAUGCUCGUUUUCUUCUACUUUGAAGCGAUCCACGCCUUCAUCCCUCAUAUCGCCAUCGCAUUCGGUGUCAUCUUUUUCGAGGGUCUUUUUGGAGGGACUGCAUAUGUCAAAACGCUUAAUUAUAUCCAUAAAAAGGCCUCCCCAGACGUGCGAGAAUUCUCGAUGGGUGUCGGCACAAUAUCGGAUACCGUUGGCAUAUUCUUAGCAUCAUUUUCGUCGAUUUUGGUACACAAUCAUAUCUGCGAUCUACUCGGC